UUCAAUGCUUCAACAUUCGGAGCACUGGCUGACUUGCUCUAGCAAACAAUUUUGUAACAUUUGUUGCAGUUUUCUCAGUAUAGGUACAUGUUUGUGAUGUAUGGUGCAUCUAUAAGUAUUAAAGGCUUCAUGAGAAAGUAAAUUCGAUUGAAUAUACUCACUUCUUAUUUGAUAAAUAAAUAAAGAAAAGCGAUGUGUGCAGUGCAGCUAUCGUACUCUUAAUCAUGUACAGUGUAUGGGUUCACUAUAGUGUCUAUUGUAGUGUAUACCUAUAGGUAUGUUGAAAAAUGCCAGCAGUUCGCAAGUCCAUUUCAAGUUAUUCCGAGGGAGAAGGCGUAGACACAACGGACUCCCUGGAGAUAAAGCCGCCCCAGGCGGUGGUGCGCCAUCGAAAGGCGACAUCCUCCCAUCGGCGGAACAAGCACUCGGACCGUAGCAGAGAGGACAAGGAGCGCAGCGUCAAGUUAUCGUCAUCGUCAUCGUCGACGUCGAGACAUCACGGGGAAAGAGAUGACACCAGUAGAUAUGUUCGAGACAGUGGAGGCACGAAACACAGCAAGCAUCGAAGGCACGGGGAGAUCGAGGAGAAGACCAGGAGGUCAGAUCCUUCCAAGCGAGAGCGAGAGCCCACCAGGCACGAGAGAAAAGAGCGAAGUACAGGAGACAGGGUCCUCGAGGAUCUAAGGGAAAGAUUACUGGAUAAACGUCGGGAAAGACGCGAGGACAUGCAAGACUACAAAAUGGAAUCGUCGUCUUCUUCAUCACGCCGUGGUGACUCAUCACGAGACUCUCGGGGAGGUGAGAGGCGCGAAGUACGUGUAGAGGAUUUACGCGAGCGGCGAGAAAUUAGGAUGGCAGCCGAAGAGUCAAUGAACCGUGAAUCGCAACGAGAUCGUCGGGAGAUAAGGAUGGAGGAUCAACGCAGUAAUCGACAUAUGCGAAUGGAGCAAGACAGUUAUCCUGACGUUGAGAUAGUGGAAUCAAAUCAGAGGAUAUCUUCUGGACGCGAAAAGAGGCACAAACGGUCGCAUAAGCACGAGAGGACGAGAGAUCGCGAGCGGGAAAAAAUGGAGAAAGAAAUAGUACAUCGAGAAAAGCACGCUCGAGAUUAUCAAAUGAGGGAGCAUCAAAGUCGUGAACACCACUCGCGCGAGCAUCAGCAAGUAAUAGAGGACUUUGAAGAGUUAGAGCGCAUGGAGGCAAUGUCAGUUUCGGAACACCAGCACCAGCAGCUGCUAUCUAUUACAAAAGAUCCAAAAGAGAUGACAGAACAAGAGCUUCGUCGCCAGAGACUUAUCGAAGCCAAUCGCGAAAUGUCCCGAAUCAAAGAGAACUCUAGACUAGAGCUUGAAAAUCGUCGUAAAAUGCGUGGCGAAAAACGCCAACACAGUCCCGAACUAAUGCAGCUUCCGCACGAUCCAUCAGUUGUCGAGCUAUCAGACGAGAGCAUACACAUAGGCAAUCAAUCGGACAGGAGUAGUCCUAAAAGUAUUCGUUCGCGAGCAUCCGAGGAAGAUAACCAACGCGAUCGUUCGAGUGAUGACUCUUCGAGCUCCAGUUCUACGAGUACUGAUGACGACGAUGAUUCAACAGAUUCGAAAAACUCUGAGGACUCGGAAUACAAUAAUCCUAGUCCACUGUCUGUCGAUCAGCUUGCCAAGUCAGACAGAUCGGGCGCUGAUUCGCCUGGUCAUAUUGAUUCAAAUGGUACCGAUAAGAUAUCAAACAACAACGAAACCAUAGAUGUUCCCGACAAGGAGGUUGAAUUGCCUCCCUACAUUCCAGCAGUUCAGGGUUGUAGAAGCGUUGAAGAGUACAAGUGUCUGAAUCGCAUAGCGGAAGGUACGUAUGGCGUCGUGUACAGAGCCGAAGACAGACGCACAAAAGAAAUAGUAGCUCUAAAACGUUUGAAAAUGGAGAAAGAAAAAGAUGGCUUUCCCAUUACAAGCUUGCGUGAGAUCAAUACUCUGCUGAAGGCUCAGCAUCCCAACAUAGUCACAGUGCGAGAAAUAGUUGUUGGUAGUAAUAUGGACAAGAUAUUUAUUGUCAUGGACUAUGUCGAACACGACUUGAAGUCUCUUAUGGAAACGAUGAAAAUGAAAAAUCGUGUUUUUAUUCCUGGUGAAAUCAAGUGCUUAAUGAAACAGCUACUGGCUGCUGUAGCUCACUUGCACGACAAUUGGAUACUUCACAGGGAUCUUAAGACUUCUAAUUUGCUAUUGAGUCACAGAGGUAUUCUAAAGGUCGGUGAUUUCGGUCUAGCCAGAGAAUAUGGAUCGCCACUGAAGCAGUACACAUCUAUUGUCGUGACGCUUUGGUAUCGCGCACCUGAAUUGUUGCUUGGAGCUAAAGAAUACAGUACGCCAAUCGACAUGUGGUCCGUAGGAUGCAUUUUUGCUGAACUUUUGCGAAUGGAGGCAUUGUUUCCCGGGAAAUCGGAAAUCGAAUUAUUGAAUAGAAUUUUCAAAGAGCUAGGUACACCAAGUGACAGAGUCUGGCCGGGAUACAGCAAACUGCCAAUGGUAAAAAAAAUCCCAUUUGCGCAGUAUCCUGUGAAUAGUAUAAGGCAGCGAUUCGGUUUAUCCUUGUCUGACUUGGGAAUUGAACUGCUAGUAAAAUUCUUGACGUAUGAUCCAGCUCAAAGAAUAACUGCGGAAAAGGCGCUGGAACAUUCCUACUUUUCUGAAUCGCCGUUACCAAUAGAUCCAGCCAUGUUUCCCACGUGGCCGGCGAAAUCAGAAUUUGGUGUGCGGACAGUUAACGCGUCACCAAAGCCACCCAGUGGUGGCAAGGAAUUCAAGGCUUUGAGCGAGGACGAGGAUAAUUCUUCUGGUUUUCACAUGGGCUCGAGAGAGGCUGGUAGACCCGCUGGUGUUGGCUUUCAAUUGAGAUUUUGACAGCAUAGCCUCUGCCAAUGUGUGAUCACGCAAAGUUUUUUUACUUUGAAACGCGUUAACUUUUGUACCGGUUUUAUGUUGUGGCAGAGAACAAAUCGUAGAUGUCUAAGACUGUAUGUAAAUAAAAUAAAUAUUGUAAAUUA
This is a messenger RNA of Copidosoma floridanum, 3040 nucleotides long. Its product is annotated as cyclin dependent kinase 11B pitslre. Gene Ontology annotation, molecular function: ATP binding; protein serine/threonine kinase activity. The record is from RefSeq and is a predicted model, not a curated record. NCBI's taxonomy places the organism in Eukaryota, Metazoa, Arthropoda, Insecta, Hymenoptera, Encyrtidae. Gene Ontology annotation, cellular component: nucleus. Gene Ontology annotation, biological process: regulation of mitotic cell cycle; protein phosphorylation.